Molecule: messenger RNA, 873 nt
Organism: Klebsormidium nitens
Lineage: Eukaryota; Viridiplantae; Streptophyta; Klebsormidiophyceae; Klebsormidiales; Klebsormidiaceae
Source: the annotation of a GenBank genome assembly
AUGAAUUUAAAGCUUCAGACAGAAGUGAGACUGCAGGAGCAUCUCCAUCAGCACGGACCGUCGAGUGGCGCCGUUCCCAAGCGCGUCGAGCUUUUGGAAAGCUCGCUAGCUGUGCUGGGGGAGCAGUUCAGGCAGCUUGCGGAGAAGUACAACCAAGCCACGAACAAGUUGGAGGAGAGUCGAGAGGAGGCUUUCACGUUGAAGAAAUUGCUUGUCAACUUGGAGUCCGCGCACGCCGACCUGUCCUCCCAGUGUGCGCGCAAAGACCAGGAGAUCGCAACCAAGACCUCGGAGCUCGCCGCUCAGAAGGUGGAGCUAGACGGCUGGAUCCUGAAGGCGCGGCGGCGGCUGGAAGCGAUCAAGUACCUGAGAACGGGCGAGGCCCCGCCAUCAAGCGCGGCGGCUGGCCGCGGCACGGAGAACGGAGCGCCAGGCGGCAAAACGGGGCCCGCCCGCGGACCCGGGAAAGCGAGCGCGGGCGCUGCCCCGUUGCCAGGGGGCCUCGCCGGGGGAAAGGCGGAGGGUCUCGUCAAGCGCCCAAUUGACACCAACGGAGAAGGUGUCGCCGCUCACGAAGGUGAUCCGCAGGGCAAGGACGGCGGUCGGGAGAGGGCGAGUGUCAAGGACAGGCUGACGGACGUCCGGGCGGUCCGCGGUCUGGGCAGCGGCGAAGAGAGAAGGAUCCAGGGCGAACGGCCGUUUGACGGUGAGGGGAGGAGAGAUAGGGAGGAAAGAGCGGGGCGCGUCAGCCCACAGAACGGGGACGGACGGCGCAUCCAUGUCACGGACAGCCGGAGAGGGCCCGACGAAAGGCGCGAGACAGAUCAUUCCGGCAAGUGCUCUGUCUGUGUUGCCAAUCUCUUGAGGCCUUAG